Molecule: messenger RNA, 1551 nt
Organism: Neurospora crassa OR74A
Lineage: Eukaryota; Fungi; Ascomycota; Sordariomycetes; Sordariales; Sordariaceae
Gene: mei-3
Product: MEI3
Exons: 3
Coding region: 219-1280 (353 amino acids)
Biological process (GO): mitotic recombination; DNA recombinase assembly; reciprocal meiotic recombination
Cellular component (GO): condensed nuclear chromosome
Molecular function (GO): single-stranded DNA binding; ATP hydrolysis activity; ATP binding
Source: RefSeq, a predicted model, not a curated record
GGACGCGGGUCGCGCUCUUGCCUGCUGUUUUCGCCUCUGUCAACAUUUGCGUAUCCUUGGCUCCAGUCCCGCUCGCUUUUUUUUCUUCUUGCGCCUUUCUGUCUUGCUUUUCUGUGGCCAUAUCCAAGACGUUUUCGCUCGCUGCUGGUCAUACAUACCAUCACUAAACGUAAAGAAACCCCGAAAUUGUUGCACCGAAGAGCACAACAAAUAGCACGAUGUCGAACAACGAGGAGUACGAUGAGUCUGCCAACAUGGAGGACGACAGCGGGAUACCAAACCCAGGCGCCCCAACACCACUUUCUGCUCUAGAGGGUGUUGCCGGACUUACCAAGCGAGACAUUCAGCUGAUUGUUGAUGGAGGCUUCAACACCGUUGAAUCUGUUGCCUAUACCCCCCGGAGGGUACUGGAGCAGAUCAAAGGUAUUUCGGAGCAAAAGGCAGGGAAAAUCCUGGCAGAAGCCUCUAAACUUGUGCCUAUGGGUUUUACUACUGCGACGGAGAUGCACCAGCGCCGCAGCGAACUGAUUUCCAUCACGACAGGCUCCAAAAAUCUGGAUACACUAUUGGCUGGUGGUAUCGAGACCGGCAGUGUCACCGAAAUCUUUGGAGAGUUCAGAACAGGAAAGUCGCAGAUCUGCCAUACUCUUGCGGUAACAUGCCAGCUCCCAUUUGACAUGGGGGGUGGUGAGGGAAAAUGUCUCUACAUCGACACUGAAGGUACCUUCCGGCCUGUGCGUCUCCUAGCAGUGGCCAACCGAUACGGUCUCUCAGGCGAAGAAGUUCUUGACAACGUUGCGUACGCAAGAGCCUACAAUUCGGACCAUCAGCUGCAGCUCUUGAACCAGGCCGCAGCCAUGAUGUGCGAGACCCGCUUCAGUCUGUUGAUUGUCGACUCCGCGACCUCGCUCUACAGAACGGACUUCUUGGGUCGUGGCGAACUCAGUUCCCGCCAAACCCAUCUCGCAAAGUUUAUGCGCACACUCCAGCGCCUUGCCGACGAGUUUGGUAUUGCGGUGGUGAUCACCAAUCAGGUCGUGGCGCAGGUUGAUGGUGGUCCGUCUGCCAUGUUUAAUCCAGACCCCAAAAAACCAAUUGGUGGCAACAUCAUUGCGCACGCCAGUACUACUCGCAUCAGCCUGAAGAAGGGUCGCGGAGAGACCAGAAUCGCAAAGAUCUACGACAGCCCAUGUUUACCAGAGAGCGACUGCUUGUUUGCCAUCAACGAGGACGGCAUUGGUGAUCCUAGCCCGAAGGAUAUGGAGAAGAUGAAUCAGUAGUUUGCAGUGGGGAUGGCGACAGCAAAUCAACACGAAAUUCAUACAACAAUCUAGGGACGCAAGGGGCUGCUGAUUUGACGGUAUAAGGAUAAUGUGUGUUUUUGAUGGGCAUAGCGCGUUUUUAUUGUUAGCAUGGGAGGGCAGCCUGGCGUCACACUUGUCUGGUAUGACUGGUAAAACUUGGGAGUUGGUAGAGUUAUCAAUAACUACGGUACACUGUUUUUUUUUUCUAAUACAAUCGACGAAGUGAAGCCGUCAAAGUCAUCUCGCC